AGUGUACAUAUCAGUAUCUUCAACUGUUAAAUUAUACAAUUCCCCACUCAAAAAAAAAAAAUAAAAAUAAAAAUAAAAUAAAAACAAAUCUCCUUAAAGCUUAUGGGUGAAAUUAAAUUCACUAAAUAAACAAAUAAAGUUUGAAUUGGUCAAAAUAUGCAAAUUUUCUUCCUCAGCAACGUAAGUCAUUUAAUAUUGUCCAAGUAUAUAAACAAUGGAAGAUCACCCGCAUUACAUAUUCCUUUAAAAUGUUUUUCUACUUAUUUUUGUUGUUGCUGCUGCUGCUCCUCCUCCAUACAGAAUACAGCCAUGGAGUUGACCCCUACCAAUGCCCAGAAUCAAGAUGCGGAGCAGAUGGUCCGAUGGUCCGAUUUCCAUUUAGGCUGGAAAAGAUUCAACCACAGCACUGUGGGUAUCCUGGAUUCCAUCUCUCUUGCACUGAAAACAACCAGACUCUGCUCCGCCUUCCAGUUUCGGUCAACCUCUUUGUAACACAAAUCGAUUACCAGAAUCAAAAAAUCUACAUCCGUGAUCCUCAUGAUUGUCUUCCCAACCAGCUUCAAAACCUCACUCUAUCUGCUUCCCCUUUCAAAUUUGAUGCUAAUAUCCUCCAUGAUUUCACCAUAUUCAGUUGCUCGUCAACAAGGGGAGCUAUAUUCAACAGAUGGGAUAGAAUAGAGUGCUUAAGUGUGCCAGAAUCUGAGGCUUUAACUGUUCCGUCAUUUGACCACAUAGAUGAACUGUCACUAACUUAUUGUACCAAGAUGUAUGACCUCUCAUCUCUUCCGUACUCUGUAUUUUUAACAAAUACAGAUCAUUCUUUAUUUUGGUCAAAACCAUCUUGUGGGCGUUGUGAAGCCAAAGGAAAUAUGUGCAGAUUGAAGACCGGUACCUCAAAGCCAGCAAUUCAAUGUCUCAGCAUCCACCCUCAAUACAAAGGAGGGUGGAGGAAGAGGCUAAAGGUUGCAGGGUCAAUCUUAGGUUCACUUCUUCUUGCUGUGAUAAUCUUUGGAGGGUACAGAUUUUACACUUCUGACAAAGCUGAAAAAGAAAACCAAGCAAAAAUAAAACAGUUUCUAGAGGACUUUAGAGCUCUUAAGCCUACCAGAUAUUCCUAUGCUGACCUUAAGAGGAUAACUAAUCAGUUUAUGGAAAAUCUGGGUGAAGGAGCCUAUGGAACUGUGUUUAAAGGAAAGCUGUCAAAUGAAAUCUUUGUGGCUGUAAAGAUACUCAACAAUUCUACAGGGAAGGGUGAAGAGUUCAUAAAUGAAGUGAAGACAAUGGGUAGAAUCCACCAUGUUAAUGUGGUUCGCUUGGUUGGCUAUUGUGCUGAUGGCUUCAGACGAGCUCUCGUAUAUGAAUACUUGACAAACAAUUCACUGCAGAAGUUCAUAUCUUCUGCAGACAAAAAUAGCAACUUUCUUGGUUGGCAUAAAUUGCAGGAUAUUGCUCUUGGCAUAGCCAAAGGCAUUGAGUAUCUGCACCAAGGUUGUGAUCAAAGAAUUCUCCAUUUUGAUAUCAAACCUCAUAAUAUCUUACUAGAUGAAAACUUCAAUCCUAAAAUCUCAGAUUUUGGUCAGGCUAAGCUGUGUUCCAAGGAUCAAAGUGCAGUGUCGAUGACAGCAGCAAGAGGAACAAUGGGCUACAUUGCUCCCGAAGUUUUCUCGAGGAACUUUGGGAAGGUAUCUCACAAAUCGGAUGUUUAUAGUUUUGGGAUGUUAUUGCUUGAAAUGGUUGGAGGUAAGAAGAACAUGAAUAUUGCAUCUGACAACACAUGCCAAAUCUACUUCCCGGAGUGGAUAUAUAAUCUUUUGGAACAAGGAGACGAGUUAAGAAUUCAUAUGGAGGGAGACGAAGAUUCUGAAAUUGCUAAGAGGCUUGCAAUUGUUGGAUUGUGGUGCAUACAAUGGCAUCCAAUUGACCGUCCUUCAAUGAAGGUUGUUGUGCAAAUGUUGGAUGAAGGAUAUGAUCUCACAAUGCCUCCAAAUCCUUUCGCCUCUACGCACCUUAAAGGACCUACUACAAGCAUGGUUCUAAGGCAUAGGCACCGGGAACUCAAAACCAUCUCUGAAACUCACCAAGAAUUAGACAUCAUCCACGAGAUGGAGUGACAAACUUGUCUGGAACCGGAUCACAAUUCAGCAACACAAUGUUAUUUCUAUGCUCUAAAAUUCUGCAACAAGAUAAAUGAGUGUUUAUUGCUGCAAAAUUCUGAAAGAACAGUGAUUCACUGGAGAACUUAACUUCCCUUUGUCAAAUAUUAGGACUACAAGCACAAAGGUUCAACGAUAUUGUAUAAAUCAAUAUCAUAUUCUCCGUGGAACCAAGUAAAUAGAGUGUAUCAGUGAAUGAUUUCUGGUGGUGUCUAUGAGAACUUAUUAUUUUUCCCUGCUA
Carica papaya (papaya) is the source of this 2394-nucleotide messenger RNA. RefSeq names its product rust resistance kinase Lr10-like. The record is from RefSeq and is a predicted model, not a curated record. Gene Ontology annotation, biological process: protein phosphorylation. Gene Ontology annotation, molecular function: ATP binding; polysaccharide binding; protein kinase activity. Lineage: Eukaryota; Viridiplantae; Streptophyta; Magnoliopsida; Brassicales; Caricaceae.